AUGUCAGGCCAUUGUGUUCAUUGGCUAGUCCAUAACGGGUUCUGUUGUGAAUGCAAAUCUGCCGUGCACUGGUAUAAAGGUGAACUAAAGAAUUGCAGAAGGAUCAAAGAUCCGGAUUGUGAUCAUUCGAUGUCUUACCGUGGAUACUGUGCCAGGUGCUGUUGUAAAGUGGACGAAAGCGAUGGACAGUUAUUCAAUUACAUAUCCCAAGGUCACCAUCUAACCUACAAAUUCGUAGCUUCAAUGAAACGGAAGAGGUCUGGAAUCGGGUACGGGCAGAGGAAGCUUCACUUGGUUGUUGACUUGCAGCACGUGCUUCUACACUCCCGCCUCUCCAAGGAUGAUGAUGAUGGUGUUUUGGUUAAGUUACGUCCUUUCGCUCGGGAAUUUCUCCGUGAGGCAAACGAGCUCUUUACAAUCUAUGCCUACACCAAAUCGGAUCCAAAGCAAGCCCGACAUUGUGUCAAAUCGGGUGUGACUCGACCUAAUGAUGCCUUUCUUCAACCUUUCAGUAAUCUCGCCGAUGGCUUAUCCUUGAGCCAUGAAUUUGUAGGGUCUUUGAAGAGCCGUGUUUCCAGAAACUCGUUACAGGAGAAGAAGCUACACUUGGUUCUCAGUUUGAGCGGUACACUUUUCGACACUCAGACUUUCCCACGUCUUUCUAACAAGGAGAAGUAUCUAAAAGGUAAAGUCAAUUCGAGGGAUGAUCUUGAUUUGUGGCAAACCAGAAUCUUUGGUCGCGAGGUCCUGGUAAAGUUGCGGUCUUUUGUUCGCGAGUUCUUGCGCGAAGCUAAUAAGUUGUUUAUAUUGCACGUCCACACUCUUUGUAUCCCCGAGUAUGCUGAUUUUGUGCUCAAGUUGAUUGAUCCGCAUCAAGUGUAUUUCGGGAAUCGUAUCAUUAGUGUUAGCAAACACGUCAUGUGGGAGAAGGCACUUGAUGUAGUCUUGGUCGGCGAACGCCAGGUGGUUAUCCUCGACGAUAGAUACGACGUUUGGUGCCAGGAGAACAGGUCAAACUUGCUGCAGAUCACAACUUACUCUUAUUUCAAAGCAACUAAAGAAAGGAACAGCCUCGCUGCUGGAGGAGGCAUGUUCAAGAACCUUUUCAAGUUUCUUCUCAAGAUGUUUUCAAGAGAUGAUGAUCUACUCUCGGAUUCAUCAGCAUCUUACUCUGAAGAGAGAAAAGAUGAGAGUGUUGAUGAUGGAGCACUGGCGAAUGCUCUGAGUUUUCUCUCCAAGAUUCACCACUCCUUCUUUAACCAUCACUAUAAUGAAGACGAUAUUUAUAAGAGAGAUGUGAGAAUUUUCCUUCAUUCCUGA
This is a messenger RNA of Camelina sativa (false flax), 1320 nucleotides long. The record is from RefSeq and is a predicted model, not a curated record. NCBI's taxonomy places the organism in Eukaryota, Viridiplantae, Streptophyta, Magnoliopsida, Brassicales, Brassicaceae.